Molecule: messenger RNA, 1731 nt
Organism: Amorphotheca resinae ATCC 22711
Lineage: Eukaryota; Fungi; Ascomycota; Leotiomycetes; Helotiales; Amorphothecaceae
Exons: 1
Coding region: 1-1731 (576 amino acids)
Source: RefSeq, a predicted model, not a curated record
AUGGCCACUGAUAGCCCAAGUUUCCUCCGCCUCUGGCGGGACGAAGCGCUGCGCUCAAGUCUUCUCUCGUAUAUGGACACAGCCACUAUAUCUUCCCUGCGGCUCACGGCAUCUGAAUACUGUGAGCUCACGACUCCAGCUCUUUUCAUCCGAACCCGCUUGACCUUCACUCCAAGUGCUCUCACUCGACAUUCUCGCCUCGAGGCGUUGCGCCGAAUAGGACAUCACAUCCAACACCUAACCUUCUCCAUGCCACAUACGGACGCAACCUUCCUUCCACCUCUCUUGAAUCCAGUGACCGGACGAGAGAUCACCUUCUUAUAUACGCCUCAAACCUCUGCGGCGUCAGUCAUCCAGCGUCGGAAAUACGGAUCGCCAGAAUUGGGUGAAAUCUUGACCCAGCAGUACCCUCCCAUCUUCCAUGCCGCUACCAAUGUGCCCGCGUUCAUCAACGCAAUGUCACAUAUGCCAAAUCUUAGACAUCUUACGAUAUCAUGUCCUGAUCAAGACCCAGCCCAAAGAUAUCGUCGAGAUGCCGUCGACUAUGCCCUCAUAAGUCUGCGCAUAGCGAUUGAACGAUCGCCUCUUCCUUGCCUCGAGAAACUCUCACUUAGCCACAUCCAUCCAUCCGGGCUUCAUUAUCUGCGCUAUAGGUCUGGCUUUGGUUGCACACCAUCGGCAGGACGUCGGUGGAAACAGAUUAAAAAGCUCAGCAUAACAAUGGACUCUUGGGAUUUCCUUGGCGAAAGACCUGGACUCGACCACCUCAAGAUUCUAGAUGAUUAUAUCCGAUCUUUCUCACCCAACCUCGAGAAGGUCAGCUUUGGAUGGAACGGAAGAAAAGGCCCUUGUCCAUUCACGCUCUUCACAGACCCCCUGUUCGCGCCCCCGAAGACGACGGCAAAAUUAUUCGCUGAAGUGACGUCGCCAAUGUCGCCGUUGCCCGCUGCACCUCCUCGUACAGCAAUGAGUUUCCCAAAAUUACGCUACAUGCAAGUUCGCAAUGCCACGAUGGCAGCGGGACAGGUCGCUGAUUUCAUCCUUGAGCAUCGCCAUACAGUCCGCGAGUUUGACUUCGAGAACAUCUUCUUGAUUAAGGGCGGCACUUGGGAAGAGGCCUUGGCACCCCUAUCGCAGAUCAGUGGAAACGAUGAGUGGCUAUCACAGCAGAGCGGUUCCGAUGCUGAUAGCAGUUCAACCCUGGGAAGCUUGCAUAGCCAGGAGAAUUCUGAUCAAUCGAAUAAUCUAGAAGAGGUUAUUGAUACCACUGCUGGUGUACGUCUUGAUGUACCCGCUGAACUGGCGAGAACAUCGGUUCAUAUGACCAAGCUCAAGAAAGAGAGGGUGCAUCGCCGCCGGCGUAGGCGUAAGCAUAAAGAAAAAGCUGUGAAACUAGAGAUAUCCAGUCCAAUACUUAGACCUGAUCCGGCGGUAGACUACUUGCAGCCUACAAUCUUCCAUUCGAAUGUGCAAGGCGUUCAACGCAAUGCAGAACAGGAAGCAGCUCAACAGGAGCUCGCUGAUGACCCUGAUAAGCGGGUAUCGGCAUUGAAGAAAGCAAGGGAGGCUGUCUUAAAGCAACUGGGGAAGGAAUUUUCUAAGAACAAUGAGAGGAAAGCUUAUGCAACGGACUUCAUCAAGAACACCUGUUCAGGGAGAUGGAAAUCCAAGGGGUUCAUCGGACACGAAAGUAAUACAGCCUUGGUGCCGUUGAUGUUUAGUCGGUAUUAG